Molecule: messenger RNA, 600 nt
Organism: Symbiodinium pilosum
Lineage: Eukaryota; Dinophyceae; Suessiales; Symbiodiniaceae
Source: the annotation of a GenBank genome assembly
AUGGACACCUUGGCAAGAGCCCACAUCCGCAAAGGAGAGGCCAAAGAAGGGCUGCAUGUGGCGGAAGACUUCUUGGCUGCUGCCAAGCAGGCCAGAGACAAACCAGCAGAGGCCAAUGCACUGCUCGUCUCCUCGAGCGCUCUUGCCAGCGAUGGCCGCCUGAGCGAAGCGCUUCGCUCAGCAGAGGCAGCUAGAUCAUUGUACCGAGAUUUAGGUCAUGCAGAAGGUCUCCAAGACUCCGAGCGCUUCCUUGGGGUUGUGCGCGAUGCUCUGAAGGAAAUCGGCCAUCGUGCCGGCAAUGGCAGCUUUGGCAACGGGAACAGCGGCAACAGCUACAAUGGCAAAGGCAGCUACAGCAAUGGACACCAGGGCAACGGCAGUGCAACUGCGCCACAACGAGGUCCAUCCAAAUUUGGUUUCUCAGCCAUAGAGGAGUCAGCAGAUGACAAUUCUGCUAGUCUCAUCACUGGCGAACGUCGUGGGGUUGCUCAAGUUGUGAACCCCACCCCGCUGUACAACCGCAAGGCUUUCCCAUGGACACCGCAGCAGGCGGACAAGGUUUCGAGUCAAUGCGCAACAAGACCAAUGACAGGAAUCUGA